This is a messenger RNA of Staurois parvus, 3504 nucleotides long. The record is from the annotation of a GenBank genome assembly. Lineage: Eukaryota; Metazoa; Chordata; Amphibia; Anura; Ranidae.
AUGUGGGCGGAUUCCUGGUUUGGGGGAACCAAUCAGCUCCUGUCUAGUAAUCCUCUUUGUCUUUGUAUUUUAGUCCAUGGCCGGGAGAUUAGGAAAACCUCAGAGGAUUGUCUCACUUUGUCUCCAGACUGGAAAGUAGAAGAUGAGGACAUCACACAGUAUAGUCCAGGAGAAAACCCAGUUCCCUCCAGUGUCCAUCCGGCACCACCCAGUGUAGAUGGACCAUCGGAUUCCUCGUAUCCUGAGGAACCUCAGACUGUGCGGGACCGGGCCGGCCUUCCAACAGGGAAGAGCUUCUCCUGUACUGAGUGCGGGAAAUGUUUUCGGUUUAAAACCAGCUUUAAUGUGCAUAAAAAAUCUCAUACAGGUCAGAACCCCUCUUCCUGUGCUGAGUGCGGGAAGAUUUUUUCAUUGAAAUCCAGUAUUUACAGCCAUCGAAGAUCUCACAUGGGGGAAGAAAUGUAUUCCUGUCCAGAGUGCGGUAAUUUUUUUCCAAAGAAAUCACCUCUCAGCAGCCAUCCGAUAUCACACAUGAGAGAGAAGCCGUAUUCCUGUUCAGUGUGCGGGAAAUGUUUUUCACUGAAGUCCAGGCUUCACCUACAUCAGAGAUCUCACACGGGGGAGAAGCCAUUUUCCUGUUCUGAGUGUGGGAAAUGUUUUGCAAAUAAAUCACAACUUGUCGUACAUAAGAGGUCUCACACAGGGGAUAAACCAUAUUCCUGCUCUGAGUGCGGGAAAUGUUUUUCAGACAAGUCCAAUCUUUCCAGACAUCAGAGAUUGCACACAGGGGAGAAGCCAUUUUCCUGUGCUCAGUGUUUGAAAUGUUUUUUAAGAAAAUCAGAUCUUAUCACACAUCAGAGAUCUCACACGGGCGAAAAGCCAUAUUCCUGCCCUGAGUGCGGAAAAUUUUUUUCAGGGAAGUCCAAUCUUUACCGACAUCAGAAAUUGCAUACAGGGGAAAAGCCUGUGUCCUGUUCUGAGUGCGGGAAAUGUUUUGUACGAAAAUCAGAUCUUGUUAUACAUCAGAGGUCUCACACAGGGGAGAAGCCGUAUGCCUGUCCUGAGUGCGGGAAAUGUUUUUCAGUCAAGUCCCAUCUUUACAGGCAUCAGCGAUUGCACACGGAGGAAAAGCCUUUUUCCUGUCCCGAGUGCGGGAAAUGUUUUUCACUUAAGUCGUAUCUUUACAGACAUCGGAGAUUGCACACGGAAGAGAAGACACAUUCCUGUCCUGAUUGCGGGAAAUGUUUUGUACGUAAAUCAGAUCUUGUCAAACAUCAAAGGUCUCACACAGGGGAGAAGCCGUAUGCCUGUCCUGAGUGCGGGAAAUGUUUUUCAGUGAAGUCCCAUCUAUACAGACAUCAGAGAUCACACAUGGGGGAGAAGCCACGUUCCUGUCCUGAAUGCGGAAAAUAUUUUUCAAACAAGUCCAAUCUUUACAAUCAUCAAAGACUGCACAUGGGGGAGAAGCCGUAUUCUUGCUCUGAGUGCGGGAAAUGUUUUUCAAGGAAGCCCAAUCUUUACAGACAUCAGAGUGUACACACGGGGGAGAAGCCGUAUUCCUGUCCUGAGUGCGGGAAACGUUUUGUAGACAAUUCAAAACUUGUCAGACAUCAGAAAUCUCACACGGGGGAGAAGCCGUUUUACUGUCCCGAGUGCGGGAAAUAUUUUUCCCAGACGUCCACUCUUUCCACACAUCUGCAAUUGCACAUGGGUGUGAAGCCGUUUGUCUGUUCUGAGUGCGGAAAAUGUUUUGUACAAAAAUCAGACCUUGUCAGACAUCAGAGGUCUCACACGGAGGUGAAGCCGUAUUCCUGUCCUGAGUGCGGGAAAUGUUUUUCGGUAAAGUCCGCUCUUUCCACACAUCUGAGAAUGCACACGGGUUUGAAGCCGUAUUUCUGUUCUGAGUGUGGGAAAUGUUUUGCACAAAAAUCAGAUCUUGACAGACAUCAGAGGUCUCACACGGAGGAGAAGCCGUAUUCCUGUGCUGAGUGUGGGAAAUGUUUUUCGGGGAAGCACAACCUUUACAGGCAUCAGAGGUCUCACACGGGGGAGAAGCCGUUUUCCUGUCAUGAGUGCGGGAAAUGUUUUUCAUUGAAGAGCAAUCUUACCAGACAUCAGAGGUCUCACACAGGAGAGAAGCCGUUUUCCUGUCAUGAGUGCGGGAAAUGUUUUCCAAUGAUGAGCCAUCUUUACAGACAUCAGAGACGGCACACAGGGGAGAAGCCAAAUUCCUGUCCUGAGUGCGGGAAAUGUUUUUCAGAGAAGUCCAGUCUUCGCAGACAUCAGUUAUUGCACACACGGCAGAAGCCACUUUCCUGUCCUGAGUGCGGGAAAUGUUUUCGUUAUAAAUCCAGUUUUAAUGUACAUAAAAGACUUCACACAGGUGAGAAGCCACAUACCUGUCCUGAGUGCGGGAAAUGUUUUUCAGAGAAGUCCUAUCUUACCAAACAUCAGAGAUCACACACGGGGGAGAAGCCGUAUUCUUGUUCUGAGUGCGGGAAAUGUUUUGUACGAAAAUCAAAUCUGGUUGAACAUCAAAAGUCUCACAGGGGGGAAAAGCCAUAUUCCUGCCCUGAGUGCGGGAAAUGUUUUUCCAAGAAAUCCUAUUUCAACAGCCAUCAGAGAUUGCACACGGGAGAGUAUCUGUACUCCUGCUCCGAGUGCGGGAAAUGUUUUACCACAAAGUCAUAUCUUUCCAUACAUCGGAGGUCUCACAUGGGGGAGAAUCCAUAUUCCUGUUUUGAAUUUGAUAAAUGUUCUGUACAAAAAUCAGAUCUGGUCACUCAUCAGAAGUCUCAUACGUCCGAAAAGCCAUAUUCCUGCCCUGAGUGUGGGAAAUGUGUUUCAACAAAGUCACACCUUUCCAUACAUCAGAGGUCUCACACGGGGGAAAAGCCAUAUUCCUGUCCUGAGUGCGGGAAAUGUUUUGUAAAUAAAUCAAAUCUUGUCACACAUCAAAGGUGUCACAAGAGGGAGAAGCCUUUUUGCUGUUCAGAGUGCGGGAAAUGUUUUUUAGAGAAGUCCAAUCUUAGUUAUCAUCAGAGACUGCACACUGGGGAGAAGCUAUAUUCCUGUUCAGAGUGUGGGAAAUGUUUUGUAAAAAAAUCAGUACUUGUCGCACAUCAGAGGUCUCACACAGGAGAGAAGCCAUUUUCCUGUUCCGAGUGUGUGAAAUGUUUUUCAGACAAGUCCUCUCUUCACAAACAUCAGAGAUCGCACACAGGUGAGAAACCGCAUUCCUGUCCUGAGUGUGGGAAAUGUUUUUCAGGGAAGCCCAAUCUUUACAGACAUCAGAGGUCUCACACAGGGGAGAAGCCGUUUUCCUGUCUUGAGUGUGGGAAAUGUUUUUCACAGAAGUCAAAUCUUUACCAACAUCAGAGAUUGCACACAAGGGAGAAGCCUUAUGCCUGUCCUGAGUGUGGGAGAUGUUUUUCACAGAAGUGUCAUCUUGACAGACAUCAGAGAUCACACACGGGGGAGAAGCCACGUUCCUGUCCUGAGUGA